AUGGACGCAUGUCAUCUUCUUCUUGGUCGACCUUGGCAAUACGACAAGGACGCGACUCACCGUGGCAAAACUAAUACCUAUAGUUUUGAAUUUAAGGGUCGCACAAUUACGUUGCUUCCAUCUCUGGAACCGUCGGCAGUGGACGAGUUACCGGCAACAAGUACUUCAUCACCGACAUCUGCAACACCAGCUCGCACUCUUCUCACUCUUCCCAAGGCGGAAUUCGAAAAACACUUACGCGAGACUGACGUGGUAUGGGCACUGGUCGCUUCUCCUGUGAUAUCGGACCCGAGUAGCGUGGUCCCUAAGGCAUUUGACUCUUUGCUAGACAGCUUUGCCGAUGUCUUUCUGAGUGAUCUUCCCACCGGUCUCCCUCCUUUGCGCGAUAUUCAACACCACAUUGAUCUCAUGCCCAAUGCUACGCUUCCAAAUCGACCUCAUUAUCGGAUGAGCCCUCAAGAACAUGAUGAGUUGCGUCGUCAGGUCGAGGAGCUUCUAGCUAAGGGUCACCUACAAAGUUGA
Molecule: messenger RNA, 522 nt
Organism: Brassica oleracea var. oleracea
Lineage: Eukaryota; Viridiplantae; Streptophyta; Magnoliopsida; Brassicales; Brassicaceae
Exons: 1
Coding region: 1-522 (173 amino acids)
Source: RefSeq, a predicted model, not a curated record